Messenger RNA from Nematolebias whitei (Rio pearlfish), 1015 nucleotides. It is a transcript of the gene abcf3, whose product is annotated as ATP-binding cassette, sub-family F (GCN20), member 3. Gene Ontology annotation, molecular function: ATP binding; ATP hydrolysis activity. The record is from RefSeq and is a predicted model, not a curated record. NCBI's taxonomy places the organism in Eukaryota, Metazoa, Chordata, Actinopteri, Cyprinodontiformes, Rivulidae. Bases 29 to 1015 code for a protein of 328 amino acids. The transcript is spliced from 9 exons.
CGGUCGACACUGUCCAGGGCCGGGUAUCAUGGCGACGUACGUAGACAUCCUGAAGACAGAGUUUCCCGAGAUCGACACGGAGCUUUUCGACUACAUCACAGGUGUUCUGGACAGCAGCUCCACAGACUUCGAGGAUGGCGAGGAGGUGUAUGAUGCCGUCGGUGGCCUCCUGCAGGAUGUGUCGGCGGACAGUAAAAACGAGGAUGACGUCAGAGACAUCUGCCUCCAGAUGUUCAACAGCCUCAAACUGAACAACCAUCGCCAGUCGCAGAAGCAGAUGCUCCUGGACGCUCCGGUCCAGCUGUCUCAGAUGUCUGCAGACUCCGUGUCAGCAGUCAAAGACGUUCAGGGGAUCUGGAUGAUGAAACGUCCUCAAAACACGACAGUCGAUGCCAAGAGGUUGGAGAAAGCCGAAGCCAAGCUGAAAGCUAAAACCGAGCGCCGUAACGAGAAGGACUCUCAGAAAAUCUCCGGUCCACUAGUCCUGGAGGAGGCAUCUGCCAGUCAGGCGAGCAACAAAAAGGACAAUCGGGUUGAUCAAUCGGGAAAGAACCGGAGCUACGACAUUCGGAUAGAAAACUUUGACGUUUCCUUUGGAGAAAGGUGUCUGCUUCAGGGGGCGGAGCUAUGUCUGGCGUCAGGCCGUCGGUAUGGUCUGAUUGGUCGAAACGGUCUGGGGAAGACAACGCUGCUGAAGAUGCUGGCGAGUCGGAACCUCCGCGUGCCGGUGCACAUCUCCAUCCUGCACGUGGAACAGGAAGUGGCGGGAGAUGAGACGAUGGCGCUGCAGAGCGUCCUGCAGAGCGACACUCUGCGAGAGGACCUGCUGGACGAGGAGCGGCGGUUGAACGCUCGUAUCGCCAACGGAACAGCCGACGGGAUGGAGAGCGUCCGGCUGUCAGAGAUUUACGGUAAACUGGAGGAGAUUGAAGCUGACAAAGCCCCAGCCCGAGCCUCUGUCAUCCUGGCUGGUCUUGGAUUCUCUCCCAAAAUGCAACAACAGGCCACCAAGUGA